Molecule: messenger RNA, 3478 nt
Organism: Pocillopora meandrina
Lineage: Eukaryota; Metazoa; Cnidaria; Anthozoa; Scleractinia; Pocilloporidae
Source: the annotation of a GenBank genome assembly
AGACCAUUCUCUAAAGGAGAUGCCUUUAUUGGUUAUCACGAAGACAUCGUCCCAGUUGUUGUUUUGCAAGUUUGUGCUGAACUUCAUAGCGACGAAGUAUUUCUCUCAGACGAAGAAAGAGAGUCUUGGGAAGAAAAGGUAAGUCGCAUCGCGAGAGAAAGGAAUUGUGACGGUUAUAAAGAGAAUAUCGUGUUUAUUUAUUAUGUGAUUAUUACAUGAACUAAGGUGCUUACGUGAUAUUCACCUGGAAAUAUCGACGAUUCAGUUGAACUGAGACUGAAGAUGUCCAAAAGCUAAGUCAUUUCAUGAAACGUAGGCCCGUCGUUAAGGUAACUGUCAACAAAAUAUGGUACUUUGCGGAAAAAUCGUCCUACGUGCGCCAUGGAAAAAUACACUGUAAAGCCUAUAAAGCAUAGAUUAUGAUAAUGUGUAAAAAUUUUCACAGUUCUUUCUUUUUUUAAGCGCGUGCAAGCCAUGAUUUACUAAAUUACCAUCCUCCGCGUUACCGCCGACCUCCAAACAAACAAGAUAGAGCCGGUCAUUCAGCAGAUAAUAGGCUAACAAAGUGUGUGAGGCUUUUUCGAUAUUCCUAUUGGUUCCUAUGAAAAUCUGUUUCGAAGUUGGACAAUGGAUAAUAUUUUGGUUGUUCCGCUCCGGGACGUCACGAAAAAAAUAGUUCGAAUUUCGUAAAAGCCUUACACACUUUGGCGCUUUGAUAGUAAAAAACCUCGAGUUUUUGGCCUCCAAAGAAAUCCACAGUUUUCGCAUCUCAUUUAAGAGCGUGUAAUUGCCGUCAUGCCGCCCACCAAUAAUUCGCAACAUCGAACUCCCUUGCAAUUCUUGUGAGAAAGAAUUUGCGGGAAAGGUCCUCUCACGAAACAGGAAAAACGAAUUUAUAAUGAAAGAAAUCCAAAACUUCAUCGUGAAAAACAGAAGGAAAAGCGGGCUCACCAGACUUUUCUCUUUUCGGACUCUCAUUCUUCAACGUUUUGCGAAGUGUGCUAGCAAUUCCCUUUUGCUGUGCAGUGCGAGACGCGAUGUGAAAUCCCGGACGAAAGCCCACGGCAAACGUCAACACUCUGCUGGAUGCCUUUCCGCUUGACACCUUUCACUCUUCGGUAAAGGUUCCCCUAAAACAUUCUUCAGUCUUACCUCGCGUUGUUUAUAAGAUUUUACAAUUUUUUUCCUAGCAAAUCAAAAUUAUCUGCUUCUAUAACUAAAGAGUGAAAAAAAUAAAUUUUGAAAAUUUUGACCAGAUUUAGUCAACAGUAACCUUUAGGGAGUACAUAACAAUGUUUUUUUAGGUGCUGAGGACAUGUCUGGAGCGAUUGCUUCAGUGUGCGACUCCCGACUCUGUUACUCGUCUCCGUUCUUCACGUCUGAGGUCAGAGGCUGAGAGAAUAUGGACGACAUACUUUCGCGAGCAGGAACACUCAAGCCUGGCAAACUUUUUGGAAAAAGUUAUCGGAGAUGUCAAGUCUAGUGACGGUGAAAGGGCUAAAGUACCACUACGCGCCCAGGUGAAAAGAACAACUCUCUUCUAAAAGAUUACCGUUAUUUAAUUUCGUCAGCUGAAAUUUUAGCUCGACAUUCUAAUUAAUAUAUCAUAACUGUAACUUGCCUUUAAAUAACCCACAGCGACAAGCAGUCUAACUGAAUAUUACCGCUAUAAUGCAACUACAUGAAUCCUAGACCUCGCUCUAACUUCUAACGAGUCAUACAAAUGUUUGUUGGGAAGUUUUGUAAGGGGAUGCGAAUGUUUCCACACCAUUUUGUGUUUGUUUGUUUGUUUGCUUGAAUCUUCUUUUACAGUAAUCCUCAAGGAGAUUACAUAUAAAGAGAAAGUCGCAAAUAACCGAAAACCUUUCAAAAGGGUUUAUUACACCAAAGUUCGUGUGUAUUUCUUUUUCGCAGUCCUGUGAUUUCGAAAUCUACCUUAGAUGACUUAAAUACGACUGGAGGAUGAUCUCUUACUUUUUUAGUGUUCGACGUAUUAUUUUUCAGAUAUCGACUCACUCUCGUCUCCUCUCUGAAAGAGACAUUCCUACCAUUGCAAAAGCUGCACAGCUUCCUCCCAGUUCAGUGAAGUGUGCCCCGCUGCAACAGUUUCAAACCGAACAGCAAUUCUUAAACUGCAUAGGGUAAAACUUGUUCUUCAAUUUUCGCUAGAUUUCUUCAAUUGGAAACUUUUUAAAAUAGCCAAUGCAUUUUAAAAUUCGAAUAUUUAAUGUACGUUUCGUAGGAGAGACUUCUGGUCCACGCUGGGAGGCAGGGAAAGCCUGUUAAUCGUUCAGUGCGACUCCGGAGAACAAAUCCUUGAUUUGAUAGCAUGCUCUCGCCAUUUGCUCAUUGAAGAGUGUAAGGAAAUGGAAAACGUGUUGCAUCCAGAUGCCACUGAUUGCAGUCACAUUAUAAUGAUUGUACAAGUGCCCAGGGUGGCAGGGGGCUGUCGAGAGUUCGUCAGUGUGCAAGGUGAGAAUUGGUUAUCUGUCCACAUUGACGAAUUGUGCCCUCCAAGUGAAGAAAUACCUCCGGUUGAAGCACUGAAGGACCGUUCAGUUAGUGAAAUUUUCGAGAGUGUCAUUGAUAAGACAGAAAACUAUUUGACUAUUGAUCAAGUUCUAACAAGUUGUGUGCAGACAGCAGCCAGUAAGAUUGAGGAUGACGAAUCGACACUUGGAAGGGCAACUAGACGAAUCGAACUGCUGCUUAAACUACUUCCUUCCAGAACGAAGGCUGGUGAGUUUUUAGAAUAGUAGUUGUUAACGUCUUUAGACAAGGAGUUGUUGACAACUGAACCAUUAUUUAUACGAUUUGGUCUUCUCCUCUAACCUCCUCAAACAAUUAUUUGUUCAUAUCGAGGUACGUUGUGUGCAUUUGAGGAAGUCGAUUGCAGUCGGUUUUUUACCUUUAUCCCGAAAAUUAAAUUUAAGUAGGAUUAAAAGCGCUACUCGAUGCAUAUCGAAUAGCUAUUCGGAAGGAAAAUUCGGAUUCUUUGCUGUUACCUUUUAAAUCUAGAUGAAGCAAAAUGAAAAUCCCAAGUAAAAGCAUCUUUAUUUUUUGUACAAUAAGGUUUUUCAAUGUAGGCUCAUCCCUAACACCUUUCAGAUUGAUGUUGUGAUUCCAUGUUGUUGCAGAAGACCUAAGUGACAACCGCUUUGAGAUGAUUCUAGCUAAACGACUUCAUGACCUACUAAAAGUAAAAGACCAGCGGGCACCAGAAAAGGGGAAAAGGUGGCUUGAAGACGUUGCCAAAGCGUGCACUGUAAACGAAAAUGGAGCUUUCAAAAAGGCACUUUGGCGCCGUUUUCAGUAUGUUGUGGCUCCUAUCCUGGCAGAGGUCAUCGCCUAUGUUGAUCGCGACGGAAACCUUGAGCUGGCUGUCAGCAAAGAUCCCUGGAUUUCAAAUCUCUGGUUAAACGUACUUGAAGACAAUUCCUUCGCUACCAUUAAUUUUUGCAAUGUUCAUGACAGGUGA